AUGAUUGCCCUUAGCAAGGGAGGCUCAUGUUCUUCUCCGCUCGGCUUCGCUCUCUGCGCCUUUGGGCUGGUGUUGUUGGGGGACGUGUCCCAGGCGGUACCCAUGGACGACCAGGAUUAUUACCUGCAGGAGAUUAGCAACAGGGAUCCUUAUUAUUCCUUUCCUUACCCCGGGGAAGAGUUUUUUCCUUUCACGGAGCAACCUGGAGAGGAAGGACCUGCCCGUGCUGCGGACACAGAGGAGCACCCGGGGUUCAAAGCGAGCAGGAAAGAGUUAAAACCGAAGAAAAACAGCAAAAAGGGAAAAUCCAUUCUUGAAACUCCACCAGAUUGUCCUCCACUUGGUCUAGAGACAUUAAAAAUCACUGACUUCCAGCUCCAUGCCUCUACAGCAAAGCGAUAUGGCCUUGGGGCCCACAGAGGAAGGCUUAAUAUUCAGGCAGGUGUUAACGAAAAUGAUUUUUAUGAUGGUGCUUGGUGUGCAGGAAGAAAUGACCCAUAUCAGUGGAUUGAAGUAGAUGCUCGAAGGCUAACAAAGUUCACUGGAGUCAUCACUCAAGGAAGGAACUCUCUCUGGUCGAGCAACUGGGUGACCUCUUACAGAGUCUUGGUGAGCAAUGACAGUCACGCAUGGACUGCUGUCAGGAAUGAAUCUGGAGACGUGAUUUUUGCAGGGAACAGUGAGAAAGAGAUCCCAGUCCUCAACAUGCUGCCGGUGCCGCUGGUCGCGCGCUACAUCCGGAUCAACCCUCGCUCCUGGUUCGAGGAAGGCAGCAUCUGCAUGAGGCUGGAAAUCUUAGGGUGUCCUUUGCCAGACCCAAAUAAUUAUUACCACAGAAGAAAUGAAAUGACAACCACAGAUAACCUUGACUUUAAGCAUCACAACUACAAGGAAAUGAGGCAGCUGAUGAAAACUGUGAAUAAAAUGUGCCCGAAUAUCACGAGAAUCUACAACAUUGGAAAAAGCCACCAAGGACUAAAGCUGUAUGCUGUUGAGAUUUCUGACAACCCAGGAGAACACGAAGUUGGUGAACCAGAAUUCCGGUACAUUGCAGGAGCUCAUGGAAAUGAAGUGCUUGGACGUGAGCUAAUCCUUCUGUUAAUGCAGUUCAUGUGCCAGGAAUACCUGGCUGGGAACCCUCGGAUUGUCCAUCUCAUUGAGGAUACCAGAAUCCACCUCCUGCCCUCAGUCAACCCUGAUGGAUAUGACAAGGCAUACAAAGCGGGUUCAGAAUUAGGGGGCUGGUCUCUAGGACGAUGGACUCAGGAUGGCAUUGACAUCAACAAUAAUUUUCCUGAUUUAAACUCCUUGCUCUGGGAGUCUGAAGACCAGAAGAUGAGUAAAAGAAAAGUUCCAAACCACCACAUCCCAAUUCCUGACUGGUACCUGUCUGAAAAUGCCACUGUGGCAGUCGAGACACGGGCAAUAAUAGCCUGGAUGGAAAAAAUCCCUUUUGUGCUGGGUGGCAACCUGCAGGGAGGAGAGCUGGUGGUGGCCUACCCCUACGACAUGGUGAGAUCCAUGUGGAAAACCCAGGACUACACCCCUACCCCAGACGACCACGUCUUUCGCUGGCUGGCCUAUUCCUACGCCUCCACGCACCGGCUGAUGACGGAUGCCAGGAGGAGAGCGUGUCACACUGAGGACUUCCAAAAGGAGGAUGGGACUGUGAACGGAGCCUCCUGGCACACCGUGGCUGGAAGCAUAAAUGACUUCAGUUAUCUGCACACAAACUGCUUUGAGCUCUCCAUCUACGUUGGCUGUGACAAGUAUCCCCAUGAGACUGAGCUGCCCGAGGAGUGGGAAAACAACCGCGAGUCGCUCAUUGUUUUUAUGGAACAGGUCCAUCGGGGCAUCAAAGGCCUAGUGAAAGAUGUGCAUGGGAAGGGGAUCCCAAAUGCUAUUAUCUCAGUGGAAGGUGUCAACCAUGACAUCCGCACAGGAGCUGAUGGUGACUACUGGCGCCUCCUCAACCCGGGGGAGUACGUGGUGGGCGCCAGGGCGGAGGGCUACACCUCCGCCACCAAGACCUGCGAGGUGGGCUACGACAUGGGAGCCACCCAGUGCGACUUCACCAUCUCCAAAACCAACCUGGCCAGGAUCAAGGAGAUCAUGAAGAAGUUUGGGAAGCAGCCCAUCAGCAUGUCCGUGCGGCGGCUGAGGCAGCGGGCUCGGCAGUGGCGGCAGCAGCGAUAG
Messenger RNA from Chaetura pelagica (chimney swift), 2196 nucleotides. RefSeq names its product carboxypeptidase X (M14 family), member 2 (gene CPXM2). Gene Ontology annotation, biological process: proteolysis. Lineage: Eukaryota; Metazoa; Chordata; Aves; Apodiformes; Apodidae. The coding region runs from base 1 to 2196 and encodes 731 amino acids. The transcript has 13 exons. Gene Ontology annotation, molecular function: zinc ion binding; metallocarboxypeptidase activity. The record is from RefSeq and is a predicted model, not a curated record.